This is a messenger RNA of Orbicella faveolata, 1572 nucleotides long. Its product is annotated as putative E3 ubiquitin-protein ligase UBR7. The record is from RefSeq and is a predicted model, not a curated record. NCBI's taxonomy places the organism in Eukaryota, Metazoa, Cnidaria, Anthozoa, Scleractinia, Merulinidae. Gene Ontology annotation, molecular function: ubiquitin protein ligase activity; zinc ion binding. Gene Ontology annotation, cellular component: cytoplasm.
ACGACGAGCGCCCUGUCCUUUUCAUAUAGGAGUCCAAAGAUUGCUCUCUGAACGUACCCAGACUGCUCCAAAGAUCUGCGAGUCCGGUCAAGAAAGCCUGGUAACGAUUAUUUUUGUAAACAGGUGACGUAACAUGUGACCUGCAAUCGAAUCCAAGUUUCGCGCCAUUUUGUUCUUAGCGUUUUGUGUGUGUGAAUUUUUCUCGUGUUUUUUGAGAAAGAACCAACAAACAGCUGAAAAGAUGGAAGCUGGAGUCCUUGAAGACGAAGUGGUAUCUAUGGUUGAUGUUUUGCAUGAGGAUAACGAACUAGAGGAGGAGGCGAGAGCUGUUUUGGGCGACAGCGACGAUCAACAUUGUACUUACCUCACCGGUUAUGUAAAGCGCCAGGCACUUUAUGCGUGUGGCACGUGUUCACCAACAGAUGCGGAGCCAGCUGGGGUAUGUUUAGCUUGUACCCUGACUUGCCAUGAAGGACAUGUGCUCUAUGAGCUGUACACUAAAAGAAAUUUUCGUUGUGACUGUGGAAACAAGAAAUUUGGUAAUUCCAAGUGCAAGUUAUACCCUCAAAAAGAUGCAGAGAAUACAAUGAACAAGUAUAAUCAGAAUUUCCGAGGAGUUUAUUGUACUUGCCACAGACCAUAUCCUGAUCUGGAAGAUGAGAUUGAAGAUGAAAUGAUUCAGUGUAUUAUCUGUGAGGACUGGUACCACUCAAGGCACUUGGGGAAUCUGCCACCACCUGGAGGUGACUUUCAAGAGAUGAUUUGUGAUGAUUGUAUGACAAAAUGCAGUUUCCUUCAAGCUUAUCUUUCUCUGUCAGCAGUACCGCAGCAGCAGUCUUCAAUUGGCCCUAGUCAACAAAUUGUUUCUAAACAGGAGACAGAGACCAAAAUUAAAGUUGUUAAGCCAAGUGAUUCAGAUGAAGGCCACUCACAAGCAAGCCACAAUGAAGAUAGCACUAAGACUUGCAGUGCUAAAGAAACUGAACAACAGAAAGAAUCAGAAGUGGUAGGUAGUUCCAUCUCUUCAAUUGUAGAAUACAAUGACAUGAAGAGUGAACUGACAGAGUAUCUUAGAGAGUUUGUGGUUCAAGGAAAGUUGACCAAUAUUUCAAACAGNCGCAUUCCACAAGUGGAAGUCAUGCAUGAAUACAAUGACAUGAAGAGUGAACUGACAGAGUAUCUUAGAGAGUUUGUGGCUCAAGGAAAGGUGGUGCAAGAGGAGGACAUACGGACCUUUUUUGACUCACUUCAAUCCCGUAAGAGACAGAGAGUUGGCAGUGAACACUCUGUGCAAUACCAGUGCCGCUAGUGAAACAGCACAUUAAACUGUAUCACCCUGAGAAAUAGUCCAAGUAAUGAAAGAUAAUUGUAGUGUGUGGUACCAUCUCAUUGAACUCGGAUAAGCGAGGUUAAGUCAAGAGGAAGCUAUGGACAAAGUAAAGUAGAAAUAUUGUGCCCUUGAACCAAGGUUAACCCUUAAUUAUAGUUUAUGGUUCGUUCUAAGGAGGACAUAUACUUAUUAAAUUAAAUUCCAUGUCUUUUGUGAUCUUGAAUAAAAAGUUUUUCCAAGCU